CUUAAAAUAGUCAUCACGUACCAGUACAUUUUAAAUUAUGUUUCACUAUUAUUUGGCCAGCAAUCGGCGUUUUCAAACUCUAUAAUAUCUCCAACUGCACCCCCUUUGUUUUCAUUUUCCAUGGUACAGUCAGUGGGCACUAUGGCGCUGGCGAGGAUUGGUAAAUGUUUUCGGUCGUUAGUACAUGAGUCCUCCAAAGGACUGUUUUGUGGUGUUUUACAGCCAGGCUGGAUUGAAGGCUGUAUAGGAGCUAAGAGGCAUCUGUUGUCAGAAGAUGUUAUCAAACUACAAGACUUCCAGCAAAGGAAGCUGGCUGUGGCUCACCUUGUCACUGGAAUGAAAGGAAAUUAUAUAGAGCUGUUCAGUCAGAAGCUUCAAAGGAAUGAGCUGAUACUGAGAGAUGAGCUGAAGCUUCUCCUUCACUUGUGCCAGUCUGCAGAUGACAUGGUGAUAGCCAGAGAUGCCAUUUAUAGGUACCAUGCAGAGAACCGGAACUUGGUGUAUGGAGAGUUUAAGUUUGGUCCUCUCUUCGUGAGACUGUGCUAUGAGCUGGGUCUGGAGGACUUGGCUGCUGCUACACUUACAGAUAAGAGUAUGAGAGAAUUUUUCAACGACGCAACCUCCUUUAACAUCACCUUAGACAUGUUAUUCACAAAAGGCUCUUAUGAAAAUGCCCUGGAGGUACUAAGAACUAUGAGGAACCAAGGUGUACCAUUCAACAAAGACACAUUGACGCUGGCAUCUGGCAUCUGCUAUAAACUGGACACGGCGGAGUCCUACAGGAUCUGCACUGCUCUGAUAGAGGAGGGGCAGACCAAAGGGCACUUAAUCCCCAGACAUGCUUACUGCUUUGCUGUAGCACUUGCACUUAGACGAAAUGAUAUAGUAAAGGCACAGUCGUUGUACUCAAAAAUAAUGAGCACUGACAGCAGAUUAUGCCAAAAUUUAAAGGUUAUCAUACUAGCAAGGUCAGGAGCGCUGGCAGAUGCCAUUUCCAUCCUGUCUGCAGCCAUGCUGCUUAAAAGCCCUUCUUUUGUGAAGAAGCCUGAAUUUUCUCAGGAGGUGGUGGAUUUGCUGCGCUUACAGAGUGAGGGCGGACCACACAUGAUGAAAGUAGAGCAGAUAAUCACUCAUCUUGAGCGAGCUGAUCAGGUGACCCAGCAGACCCUCGAUGGCAUUCUCUGCCACACACCCACAGGGAGGAGGAAACCAGCGCUAAUAAUGGAGGAGAGGAGGACCAGCCGAAGGACGCUGAAGCCACUACAGUCCACUCUGCUGUCAGAGUGAGAGAAGCUGUGUGCCAUUGCAAAGCCUGCUUUAACUAAAGGCUCUGAUAUGAGGCUGAACGCAAUCAGUCAAAAAACACUAGUCUCGUAUUGCCAGACCUUCCUCCACAGCGCUGCGAAGGAGGGUCUGGCUAGUCCACACAGCAAUCGGGUAUGGGAGAACAACGUGCUCUCGUUUAUUGGCAGUUCUUUAUAACAAUCACAAUCGUCUCGGGCGGUGCUAAAUGCUGAGUGGAGCCACGGUGCCGCUG
Sander lucioperca (pikeperch) is the source of this 1537-nucleotide messenger RNA. RefSeq names its product pentatricopeptide repeat domain 2 (gene ptcd2). The coding region runs from base 121 to 1287 and encodes 388 amino acids. NCBI's taxonomy places the organism in Eukaryota, Metazoa, Chordata, Actinopteri, Perciformes, Percidae. The record is from RefSeq and is a predicted model, not a curated record. Gene Ontology annotation, molecular function: RNA binding; protein binding. The transcript has 10 exons. Gene Ontology annotation, cellular component: mitochondrion. Gene Ontology annotation, biological process: mitochondrion organization; multicellular organism development; regulation of mRNA processing.